AUGACUCCGUUGGAAGAAGCGUGUGAGGAACAUUUCCGCUACAUGGUUCGCCUUCCGGUACGAAACGGAAUGGUUCAAUUGUUGGGGGAUUCUUUUGCGGUAGUUCAACGUCGAUUCUGGACAAUAGAGCGAAAAUUUGCGGCCAACAGCGAGUCUAAGAGCGAAUACGUGAAGUUCAUAGAGGAGUAUGCAGCACUAGGCCAUAUGGAGUUGAGCCCUCGCGUCGAAAUUCCCCAGCUUAUCUUACCACACCAUGCUACAUUCUGCCUCGAUAGCUCCACCACGAAGACCCGCGUUGUCUUCGACGCCACCUGCAAGAGCAGUUCGUUGGUCGCUGGUCACACGUCACCGAUGAAUUUGGAUUCAAACCCCCCGCUUGCGCCCUCGAACAAGGUCUCCAAAGGAGAGUUUCCGCAAUUCCGCAUUCCGCAAUUAGCAGACCCGAAAAUUCCACGUCGAGUUCUCACGAACGACUUUAAAAGCUACACAUUGCAUUGCUUCUAA
Aedes albopictus (Asian tiger mosquito) is the source of this 504-nucleotide messenger RNA. RefSeq lists its product as uncharacterized. The transcript has a single exon. The record is from RefSeq and is a predicted model, not a curated record. The coding region runs from base 1 to 504 and encodes 167 amino acids. NCBI's taxonomy places the organism in Eukaryota, Metazoa, Arthropoda, Insecta, Diptera, Culicidae.